Molecule: messenger RNA, 3508 nt
Organism: Orbicella faveolata
Lineage: Eukaryota; Metazoa; Cnidaria; Anthozoa; Scleractinia; Merulinidae
Product: bombesin receptor subtype-3-like
Biological process (GO): G protein-coupled receptor signaling pathway
Cellular component (GO): membrane
Molecular function (GO): G protein-coupled receptor activity
Source: RefSeq, a predicted model, not a curated record
AUGAAGGACAUUAUAAUGCAUUCUGAGGUAGAUAAAGAUAACCUGAUGACUGCCAAAUAAAAAAUUUUCGCAAUUGGACGCUAAAAGGUUUGGUAAUAGAGACCGGCUCAAGAUAAUUAACUGAUAGUGUUUUGUUGUAAAACAUGUCCAUGAAGGAAACGCCAAAAAUAACAGUUCACUUCACACGCCAAACUGAUCUUUCGGCAAAACGUCUAUCAGUGACAUCUAAAAUAAACUUGCCGUAUUCUGAAUAGUUGCAAGACAGAGUUGAUUUAAUUUAGUUUCUGCGAGUAAAGUCCUGGUGAAACGGUCAGAAAGCUGUCCAAAGCGUCCACUUGUACGUCCAUGAUCAUUUUCAAUUGUAUAUUACGUCCGCAGAAAAAAAAAGACCGUCGAAAUUUUGCACACGCAUGCAGCUAAUACGAACCUCUACACCUCUAUAGUUGUCAUAUUUUUCGUACUGGCGUCGUGUUUACUGUACAGCUAAUGUUCCAAACUGUUCAUCCACCUUAAGUUCCACCUUUCUCAAACCUCUUACCCUGUAUUUUGGGAGUGGAAGCCUCAGUUUGUGUAUAUGGAAGCAAACAGAUGCGUAAAAGGGGUGUAAGGUCAGUGAUUAGAAAUAAACACCGUCUUGACAAGUUUACUUAAGAGGCUAAGGUAUCUUUUCAAAACUGAUUAAAAAGGAAACAAUAACAAAAGCUCAAAAGGCUUCGUUCGCUUCUGUGGCUCUUGACUGAAUAACCUGGUGAAUAACUUGCCCUUCAAAUAGCAUGUUUCACUGCAAUCAGCUUUAGUACCACAGUGCCUCCACUGUUUGCUGAUUUUCUAUUGUAGUCAAUCAAUUAGUUGGAUAUGUCAAUCUAAAAGUUUGUUGUGAACUUUACAUGUUUCUCAAUUGGACAACAAAUGGCUUGCAUCGCGGUCACGUGUUAGCGCUACGUGCUUUACAACUGAAAGGCUCACAAAAGCGACGCGCAGUUUCUCUUUCACUUCCAGCGCCGGACAGGACCACAAUAGCUUGUAUCUUCUUUUAGUGCCCAAGAUUGAAGACCUGGAAAAGGAAAAUGUUCUUCAACUCGAGCGUAUUAUUGUACAUUUUAAACAACGAUUCCUCAGUAACGAAUGGUGUUCGUAAUAACAGCGCACAAGAUUGCCUGCCACACUCUUCCACGGGGGAAACUGUUUUGAAAUCCCUGGCUUAUUUCGUCAUUCUAAUACUGUCUUUGAUCGGUAAUGGCUGCAUUCUCCUGGUCAUAUACAAAAACAAAAACCUGAGAAGGAACAUCAACUUUUUUGUCCUCAAUAUGGCCGUGUCUGAUCUCUUCAACCCGUUGACAAUCAUGCCCGUUCAUCUUGUCAUGAUCAUUUCAGGAUCUCCGUCCUGGAGGGUGCACAACCCAUGGAUACUGGGAAACAUCUUAUGCAAGCUCUGCUACUUUCUUCCUGAUGUUUCCCUCACUGUUUCUAUCGAGAGUCUGCUGUUGAUAUCAGUGGACAGGUUCAUCGCUGUGGUUUUUCCGUUGAAGGCAAGACUCUUCUCAACGAAAGUGCAUUUGAUCUGUAUUGGCUGUACAUGGAUAAUCGCCAUUGCAGUCCACGCACCUUAUUUUUACACUUUCAGGCUGCUCCCCUACGGCAAUGAGUCAUAUCAGUGUAGCGUAAGUUGGGAACCUGCAUUUGACCACACAGAGACACACAAGAGAUUCGUCACGGCAACUUUCAUCACUUUCGUCCUCGUGCCAAUCUGCAUCUUAACAAUCGUGUAUGGCACUAUAGCGUGGACUCUUAAGGCAGAAAGCAAGAAGAUGCAACAGGAGUUGUGUAAUCAUCAAACGAGACUCAGCCAACAAAGCAGGAAAAUUGUACGUAGUUCAGUUGUUAUUAUAACCGCUUUCGGUCUGUGUAUGAUCACACAGCUUGUUUCCGUGCUUACCCGUGUGUUCGUGUGGAACUGGAAAGAACCACCCAUUUGUGCAUUUCGCAAUGUGGUUCCAAUCAUUGCAACCUUUAUGUUGAACGCAUGGAGUGCAGUAAAUCCUUGUUUUUGUUUUAUAUUCAUUAAGAGUUAUCAGGUUACUCUAAGAAGAGUGCUUUGUUCCCGGCGUUCACCAGAAAACCACCCGAAGAGUUUAGAUCUUACCGUACAUCCCUCUACUUUCGCAAAUUCGAAAAUUCAUAGAUGCCGUUCAACAAGGGUUUGAAAACAAGGCACGACAACCGAUAGGUUAAUUAACUUAAUCGUGUUAUUCCAGUACAGUUUAUCGAUAAGAAGACUGAAGAAGAUAUUUUACAAACAAUGUAAACAUAACUGCCGUGCAAAACAUUUCUGUUGCUUUAACGCACUAAUGAUUAGUUUUACAGGCAUAUAAAUAAGCAAUAGCGUCCAUUUGGCGCGAAAAUAUGCACGGGUAGUUGUCUGCUGACAUUACCCGGCUGUUCCGAGAAGCGAGUGCAGCUCGAGAAAAGCUGCGAACUUGAGGAACAGGUUAUGUCCAAGGACAAAUAUCCGAGCAAACUUUCGCGCCAAAUGGAGGCUGUUGUGUUUAUAAUAUUCUUCAAAUGUUUUUCGGAUCAAAUAUAUAGUCACGUGACGCGAACGAAGAUGUUUGAUGGAUUAAUUAUAACAGUACAUAUUCUGUUCAAUCUGUUGAAUUUAUAUGUCUAUUCCGUCUGAAGUGGGAUGAGUCAAAUGAGAAGGAUAACAUUCUGCGACACUAGGUUAGUAAUGAUUGCAUGUGUGGCUUGAGUUAUUCCAAUCUUGCGGGAAUCUUGAAGUAAACUGUUUAUAAUAAAAUAUAGGGGAAAAAACACCAGCUAAUCGUUUUUUUAUUAAAAGUAAAAGGAAUUUCACACCAAAUGUUUUCUUGGACAGUAGUAUAACAGACGAAAAAAUGAAUAUUAAUAAACAUCAUAUUUUCACUUCGUUCCAUUUUCAGUCUCAAAUGGCUUUUCGUGCUCACUCUACAUGUAUGUGGCACAAGAUCGAACCUAAGAAGAGUUUUUGUUGAUGUUGUAGUUAGCAGGGUAAUUUCAUAUCAAGCUAACCAACACGGUAAAAAUUGGCGACCGUCGUUUCGACUUCCCUUUAUCCACACUAACCGGUGUUCUGAGUCUCCGACGAUGAUCCAAACGUACAAAGGCAAUUAUCACUCAAACUUGUUUUUUGAAAAAUUAUGCACAUAUCCGUAAAUGUAGUUGGCAAAAAACAAAAAUCUCACUUGCCUCCUCUCCAUUAUCUGCCGCCAUGUUUAACCCGUUUUCUCUGACUUAAGUCGAAGUUGAGGUUCAUGUAGUUUCGAUCAUGUCUUAGAAAUUCGAUGCAUACUUCGUUCCAUAUCUUUCCUUUCUUCUCAAGUUGUUCUGUUACUCGUUUGGCUACAAUCUUGGUCUUUGUUUGCUCUCGGUAAGACACAUUGAGGCUGCAGUCACGCCAGUCAACAAGAGUAUAACAUUUAUAAAGAAUAAUGUCGAUGCUUUGUACUAAGUCACUUUGCCGUUCCUCGUG